UUUCUCCGACCUAGACAUUCAUUCGCGUUGGCAGCCGCCGGAGCAGCAGUUGGCCCACGGAGGCGCUCUCGUGAAAGUCUCUCUCUCUCUCUCUCUUUCAAUGAAGCCGACACAAUAAGGCUGCAGCUCGAUCUUCUGCAACAAACACACUCACUCGGCGAGAUCCAUCAGCGCAGCAUUUUUCUGUUUCUGCCACACCGAAACAAACAGCGCAGCUCCCAUAUGGACUGGGACGACGUCGUCACCGCCGCGGAGGAAAUCUGGGCUGGAAAUGACCUGCAGCUGGCGGCCGAGCUGGGGAAAACCCUGCUGGAGCGAAACAAAGAGCUGGAGCACACCCUGCGGCAGCAGCAAACGCUAAUCGACGACCAAACACAGGAAAUUGAGUACUUAACGAAACAAACGACAGCGCUGCGAGAAGUGAAUAAUUCAAGACUGAGGAUUUACGAGCAGCUGGAAGUGAGCAUUCAGGAACUUGAAAGGAACAAUCAACGCCUCCACGUCGAAAAUGCCGCGGACAAGAAGCAAAUCAAAAGUCUGUGCCACAGUUUGGACUCGAUGGAGACGCGAUGCGAGGAGCUGAGUCGGCAGUUGGAGGAGGCGCAGGCGGCCGAGCGGCGCCGCCAGACCGCCGCCGCCGCCGCCGCCGCCGCCGCCGCCGCCGCUGCAGCCUCGAACGGCGCCUCCGUGACGGCGACGACGCCGCCCAGUCCGACGAAGGGCGAGGAGCAGGAGGCUCUGGUGACCGAGGUGGCGCAGCUCAGGGCGCAGCAAGGCCGCGAGCAGAAACGCGCUGAAGAGCUCGAGGAGCAGCUCACCCUGUUGAUUCAGGAAAAUGCGGCCCUCGAGGAGCACGUCGCCGCCUUCAAACUGCGAGAGGAACAGCUCAGGAAUUUCGAGGAGGAGAUUACAAACAUGCAGGGCCAACAAAUGUGCUUCCGGUGCAUGAAACAAGGUGGCGGCGGGCUGAGCACGGCCACACCGUCGCUCAUGGACGACGACUUUUCCAGUUCCAUCAUGGAGGACGAGAGCAUUCUUGACGAUGACCUUGACACCGAGGUGCAAUCAAUUGCGUCCGAGACGCAAAACACAGUCUUGUCUGAUAACCCGUACCGAGUGCUGGUGGAAAAGUACGAGGCCCUGCUGAGCAUGCAGCGGCGGCCGUCGAAGCGUUCAGGGACGCCGUCCACCCUGCAGGGCAACCAAACCUGCAGCUCGCCGGCUCCCUCGCUGCACGACGCAGGCAACUGCCUCUCCCUGCAGGAAGAACUGCAGCUCUCGGGAGAGUUUGGCUCACCCGGCGCCCUCGGACUCAGCGAAUUUAGUAAAGUGGAAGAAGGCGAGCCGAAAGACGCGUCAGGCGUGCAGACGGGCUUCUCGGAGGCGGAAACGAACUCGUCCUCUGGCGUGUCGGAGGGCGAGCAGCCGCGACAGCAGCACCGCGCCAGCCAGACGGACCUCAUGUCCGGUGGCGGGAAACUGCUUUGGUCCAUCUCGGCGCCGGCGUCCGAGUGCGUGGUCAGCGUUUACGACGAGUGCGCUGACCCCACCGAGAGCCGCUUCCAAAAGGCGCCAGAGUACAAGGAGCUCUUCAGCGAGAUCUUUAGCGUGCUCAAAACGUCCGUCAGCAAAACAGCCGCAGAAUCAAAAGAAAAAUCAGGUGCCAAGGAGGAGAAGCGGGAGAAGCGCCAGAAGAGUCCGGAGUCGAAGGUGAGCGGCCAGGCGGAGGCGGGAGAGCCGGACGCUGGCACGAUCGAGCCGCUGGACCGGGACGAGCAGCCGAGUCCGAGCAGCGUGCAGUCGGUGGGUCGGGGGCGGCGCUCGCGUCGCUCGAAGGCGCGCGCCAGGGCCGAGCGAAAGGCCGAGCAGCUGCGCCGCAAAGUGCUGGCCCUCACGCCCGAGCAGCUGAGCCAGGAGCGGCAGGCGGCCGCGGCCGCCGCCCCGGGCCCCUCGCUGCCCCCCAGGGAGCACUCGCCGGCCGCCUCCGAGCACAGCCGCCGCGGAGGCGGCACGGGCGGCGGCCGCCACUGGGCGAGACGCGGCCGCCCCCUCGACGCCGCGGCCAUGAUGCCCUGGACGCGGUACCAGCAGGCCGCUCCGGCGCCCCCGGCCGCCCCGAUCCCACCCCCGACGGCCCCCGCCGCCGCCCCCGUCGAGACGCGUCGGCCGCCGCCUGUCGGCUUCACCAGCAUGGCCUCGGCCGACGUGGCCAGGUUGCGCAACCUUGAGAAAAGCUACGCCGAGGUGCUGCGAGCCGGAAUGAAGAAUCGAAAGAAGUGAGCCGCCCCCGGCCGACUCCUCCCAACCGCCCCCAACCCCCUUAGAGACGUCUGUUAAUUGGAAAUCGUCUGAAAAGCGGUAAAAUUGCAAAAAUCUUGAAUUUAAAAUGUCACGGGUCAAUUUUCCGCUGUUCAAACUCAAUUGAGGUCCAGGUUUUUUUCUAAAGCGGUCAUUUUUUUCGGCUUUAAAUGUGUUUGGUUUGCUUAUUGGCAGUUGAAAGCCGUCAAAAUCCUCUUGAAUGCGUGGUUUUACUGGACGAAAUUACCGUUGGCCAGAUUUCCGCGUCAAAAAUUACUCUGGGAUUCUUUUUAGCUAGUAAUAUAUUGAUUGGUUUAAUUUAAAUUGAAUGAUCAGUUGUCCGCAAUGUUCAAUACUGGUAACCAGGAUUAAUUUUCCCCCUUAGGUCAAAUUUCCGCUGUCAUCUGCCAUUUUUCCGCUUGCUACAGUGCUCCAUGGCCAAUUUAACAGCUAACUCGGUUGUGUUUUGGACGAUUUUUCCAGUGUUUUUAAUUACAUUUGCAAUUUUCCCGCCGAUCAAGCGAAUUUUCAGACGAAAAACUGCCCUCCUUCCCUUAUCUCUGCCAUUUUGGCCGCUUCGCAGGCGGUGUCUAUAUCAAAAGACAGUUGAGUUGUCUGCUUCUCACCUUUUCGUCCCAAAGGAGGCAAUUUUAGUGAUAUCUAGCUCAUAGCCAUACGCUAAUUAAUUGAUUCGGGGUUUUUUCCUGCAUUGUUGAGACGUGGCGGCGGCGGCGGAGGAGCGGCUGCGGCGCUUUUUGUCUCUCUGGAGCUGUGCUUUUCAGAUUUUCUUGGGGGAUAUUUCAGUUAGCGUUAAUCCCGCAGUGUAGUCAAGGGUCCACGUUUUCUGAUUGCGCUUCUUAGCACGCGACACGCGACACGCACCUUCCUUUUUAUCAAAUUUUAAUUAUUUUUGAGCUGCUUUUUACUCUGCCCGCAACGAGAUUUAUUCAAAUCUGGAUCUAGUCAAGUUCGUUCGCGAUCCGUUCAGAUUUUUGCAGAAGUUGUUGUUUAUUUUAUUCUUUUACGAAUUGUGUGUGGGUGUCGACAACCUUCUUUCGCUGUGUAUCGAAUAUUUUGUAUUGCGUAUGUUUGUGAUUCAGUGUUUGCACGCGUUACACACGUUUUACUCUCUCUGCAUCGUCCGUCAGAUUACUUGUGAUUUGUUUUUAAACUUUUGGCAGCAUUUCGAAUGACUCUGAUUUGCCCAAGUGAUUUUUUAAUUCGUUAACAAACGCCCGUCUCUUCUCCUCAACGAUAAUGUUCGCGAGGAAAUUAUGAAAAAAAAAAAUAAAAUAUGGCGAUUAUGACAGUAUGUUAUUCUCUAGGCGAUCGUAUUAUACACAAAUAAAGGAGAUGAAAUGGAACAAAA
Messenger RNA from Cloeon dipterum, 3667 nucleotides. It is a transcript of the gene centrocortin, whose product is annotated as cerebellar degeneration-related protein 2-like. The record is from RefSeq and is a predicted model, not a curated record. The transcript is spliced from 9 exons. Lineage: Eukaryota; Metazoa; Arthropoda; Insecta; Ephemeroptera; Baetidae. Bases 223 to 2280 code for a protein of 685 amino acids.